Messenger RNA from Nylanderia fulva, 5633 nucleotides. RefSeq names its product cilia- and flagella-associated protein 44. NCBI's taxonomy places the organism in Eukaryota, Metazoa, Arthropoda, Insecta, Hymenoptera, Formicidae. The record is from RefSeq and is a predicted model, not a curated record. Gene Ontology annotation, molecular function: protein binding.
CGCGUUCAAACGUGUUUUGUCUCAAAAAACUUUUUUUGUUUCUGUCGAAUAUACGGAUAAAAUAUAAAUAUUAAUUAAUUAUACCCAACCCGCUGAUAAGCGAAAGUCGUAUCUGCGACUGGGUCACAAAGAUGAAUUAGGAUCUUCCUUAUAGAUAUACAUAUAUAUAUUUGAUAUAUCGAUUAAACAAAUGUAUCUAUAGAAACUAUAUUGUAAUUUGAUUUUCAAGUUUAACAUUGCCAAAAUGAAAACGUAAGGGAACAACAAAGCGUUAAAAUGCAAGAAGAUAAAUUUGAAUUUCGUAGGAAGGAAAACCAUCAGAAAGUAGGACAAAAAGAAAACGAUGAAAAAGUAUAUGACGAAGACUACAUUUACGAUUCGAGCAAAUAUAUAUCAGGAGCAAAACGCGUGCAAAAUGGAACAGUGCCUAUGAAUAUUUUGGAGUUUCAUCAUUCAUUUUCAUACGAUUGUCAAAAAUAUUUUAAUCUUUGUGUAGCAGAACCAAACAUCAUUAUUUUUAUUUCUGGUAAUAUACUACAUUUCUGGAAUGUUACAACAAACAAGCUGUGGUUUAGAAGAGGAUAUACUGGUGAUGGAAUUGGACAUGUGACAAAAAAUCCUGUGUUUGAUCACAUUGCUGUUGGUGAAAAUGGCAUUAAACCUCCAAUAAUUAUUUAUAAAUGGCCUUCAAUGGACAUUGUGACAAUUUUAUAUAAUGGCACAUUGAAAUCCUAUUCUCAUUUAACUUAUAGUGCCGAUGGUUUAUUACUAGUAUCGCAAGGGGGAGAACCAGAUUAUACAAUUACUCUUUGGAAUUGGCAAAAGUCUACAAUUGCAUUGAAGUGCAAAUCUUAUAAUCGGAAUGUUUAUAAUAUUACAAUAUCUUCAUCAUUACCUGGAUAUUUAGUGACCAGUGGUUCGGGACAUAUAAAAUUUUGGAAAAUCUCUGAAACAUUUACUGGGCUUAAAUUGAAAGGCGAAAUUGGUAGAUUUGGUCAGACAGAAAUAUCUGACAUUAUCGGUGUAUAUAUUAUGCCAGAUGGAAAAGUUGUGUCAGGCUGUGAAUGGGGAAAUAUCUUACUGUGGGAAGAAGGUCUGAUUACUCUUGAAAUAUGCAAGAAAAAUCGGCAACCAUGUCAUACUAAAGCAAUUACACAAUUUGAGUAUAUAAAUGGAGAGCUCAUAUCAGUUGGUAUGGAUGGAUGGAUUAGAAUUUGGUUUUACGAAACGAUAGAUCAAGCGGAUUCUCGUACUGGAGAACGUUUUUUAGAAAUUCAACCUAUCUAUGAAUAUUAUGUUAAUGAAGGCGAUGAAGCAAAUAAUUCGAUACUUAUGUGCAUACGUAAACAAGAACCAAAUAAUCCAGAAAGUAUGUUCUGGUAUGCUCAGGAUGGAAACGGUGGGAUUUGGUUAAUAGAUUUACAUACUACAAAAGCAGAAUUACCACAAAAAAUAUUUACAUGUCAUGCUGGAGUUAUAGUCGAUAUGGAUUGUACAACAUGGGGUCCCUUUAUAGUUACAUUGAGUAAAAUUGGACAGCUGCAUAUUUAUAAUUAUAUAAAGAAAAGAUUAAUUUUGGCACAUAAUUUUGAUGACAGUGGCAGUCAAAUCAUUUGGUUUCCAUGCCAGAUUGAAGCAACAGGCUCGACUUUUGCAUGUGCUUUUGAGAGUGGUGUUAUUCGUAUAAUUGCUGUAGCGGUAUCAGCGGCUAAUUCCGCUAACAAUAUACGGGGAGACUAUGUUAGACUGAUUCAAGUUAUGAAACCGCACAAAAUGGCAAUAACCGCAAUGUCUUUAAAUCCAUCGUGCAGCUUACUGGUAACUGGUGGUGAAGAUUCAACUGUAUUUAGCUUUACUAUUACAGCUACUAAUACUUAUCCUGUCAUUACACCAAUUGGUUUUAUCAAAGUACCUUCGGAAGUCACAUGUCUUGUGUGGAAACCGCAAAGUGAAACAACAAUAAUUAUAGGAUGCGCAAAAGGAGAUUGUGUAGAAAUUACAUUACCGAGUACACUUCAAUCGUACACUACUGCUUCAUACGAACUUGUUCAAUGUCAAUCAAAAGCAUUUAAAUUUCAUUCUAUGAAAUCUACUAUUCGAAACGAAUUAAUUCGAUUAAAUCGAGAGAAAGAAAAGAAAGAAAAAAUAGCGAAGAAACGUGAAGAAAUGGCGCGAUUAAUCGCUGAAAGCCCUGAAAUGGAAAUUAACGAAGAAGCGUUUCUCAUAAAUAUGGAAGAAGAAGAGCUACUACCAGAAAUAUAUAUUCCAAAAAUACCAAACAAAAUAUUGAUAGCGCAGUACAUUAGUCGUGACAUUAUUUGGUUGUUAAUGGCAGGAUUUGAUGCAGGCUAUAUAUAUGAAUAUCCAAGUCCGGAAAUUAGUGAAACUAUUGUCGAGAAACCUGUUAAAAGUACCAUAAUACAUGAUGCAGAUGACAUAGAAAUACGAAGCUGUUUAUUUUACAAGGAAAAGAAGUACUUAUUUUUAGGAAUGGAACACGGACAAAUACGGGUUUGUAAAUGGAAACCUGAAAAUUAUACAGAUCUAUCCGAUUAUUGGAUACUUUCGAUGCAUGAUCCGUUUAAUGGUUAUAUCCCAAAAAUUAUCACAAGCCAUAAUCAAAAGACAUUAUUUACAUGCGGAUAUGAUGGAAAUUUAUUUUCUUAUGAAGUAAACGAUGACAUUCCAUUUGAAGCAAUCGAGUUUGAAAUAAUAAAAGAAACUUUUUCUUUGCCGAACAUUAGCGUUGAAGAUAUCGAAGAAAUCGAUCAUGCGACCUUAGAAGAGACGAUUCAACAAGCUGAACAUGAUAGGGUUGCGACUAUAGCAAAGCAGAAUAAAUAUCAUACUUUGCAAAUAUUAUCUAAAUUGAGCGAAGAAUAUAGCAAUAUUAUAGAGAGGAAUAAUGCUCUACCCAAAUCUCAUCAAAUAACUCGCAAAGAAUUAGAAUUGGACCUUAGAAUUACAGCUGAUUUAAAUGAAGAAUUAGAAGCAGAAAUGAUUACAGCACGAGAAAAAUUAGCUUUUAAAGUAGAAAAAAGUAAACUUGGAUUGCAAAAGCUUUUGGAACACUUUAUUCAACCUAUUGUACAUUUACCGUUUGCCAUUUGCAAAAUGUUGAAGCCAGAUAAUAUAGUGUAUUCUCUACGUCAACCGAUUUUGAAUAAUGAUAUUACUUUACCGCAUAUCGAAAUGAUAAAAUAUACACACAUGCAGAAAUAUACAUCAUACAUUGAUAUAAGGUCGAAUGAAAAUAGUGUAAUAGAUAAAAUGCAACAUUCUGAAGAGAAACCAGAAAAACCAAAAAAAGAAGAAAAGGAAGAAGAGAUUAGUACAAUGCGAGAGCAAUCGGUUGCAGUUUUCCUAAAGGAUAUAGAUUACAAAGAUACAGAUAGCAGCCUGGGUAUUCAAUUAAAUCAAAUGUUAAAUAAAUAUAACUUGAGAAGAAUAAGAUUAGAGCAACGCGAGAAAGAAUGGAAAAUCAUAUACCAAGAAAAACCGGAUAAAUCUAUUAAUCAUAUGCAUGACAUAUCAGCCAUAGAAGAAGCAAAAAAAACUAUUGGUGAUUACAAAUUAAAAACAUCGUCAACUUUUAGUUUGUUAUCGGAAGAACGAGAUACUCUCUUCUCGAAAUAUAAACAGCUAUUAAAUUGUCGAAAAAAGCUUUAUUACCUACAAGAAGCUUUCAACGCGAGAUUGAAAGCUGUAAGAACAGAGAAAGAACAUUUGCAUAUGGAAGUUGUACGUUUAAAAAAAUCUCUCAAACAUAUUCAUGUCGAAAUACCAUUGAAAAGUAUAAAACCUUUCCCAGAUAUUCCUACGUUAAAUAUAAAUAUAGAAUUUCCCGAGAGAAAAAUGACGGUUGAAAAAUACAUAUUGAAAGUAGACAGAGCACAGCGACGAUUAUCGGUUCUUCCUGAACAGACACCUGUUUGUUCGGAUGAGGAAUACGAAGUAUUACUUCUAGAUGAUACAUUUCCAAAACAUGCAAAAAUCUCUAGCGAGCCAUCGAUAUUAGUUUCCGAAAAGAAAUUAAAAAUUCAAUCUACUACUCAAGAUAAUAUACUUUAUUUGAGCGAUGGCAUCGACAGCCCGUGGGAACGAGAAAUGAAAAUUUCUCGUAUAUUAUGCCAAAUAUACAAACAAGAUUGCAUAUUAAGAUACAUACAGACUAGUUGCGAAAAUUUAGACGAAAAGUUAAACAGAUUAGAAUGCAAUAGAUUAGAUAUUGUUGCCGAGAAUGUUAAUAUCAAUUUAUUUUUAUUAACACUCCGUCAAGAAUAUAUUAUUUUAAGAGAAUAUGAAAUAAGGGAAAGUGUAUUGCGUGAUCAAGUUAACUGUAAAGUAGAAGAAGUUGCGCUGAUAAGACAAAAAAUACAAAUAACUACCGAGAAAGUUGAUGUUAAAAUUAAGGAAAUUACAAAAUUACGUAACCAGAUCAAAAAUAUUUUUCUCGAGUACAUGACUAGGAUAAACGAUAACAAGUUUCGUAAUUUUCUAUGUAGAAUAUAUAAAAAGAAGUAUAAAGAAUUGAAGGAAGAGGACGAAACCACCACGACCACAACUGAAACAAGUUCAGAUGAAACAAAUAGUAUUGACACCGGGGAGUUAAUUUAUUUUGACGAAAACGUAUGUCCUCCAGGAUGCGACAAGACAUUGUAUGAAUUGGCAUUUUUAAUGAGAGAGAAACGAUACUCGUGCGAACAUCAAAUCAAAGAUGCGCAACAAACUGUGGAGAUUCUUCACAAGGAAAUUCAAAUUCAAACAAAAAAGCUAAAAGUUUUAGAGAGUAGUUUGAAGAAGAAUGAAGACGAUUUAAAUACAUUAAUGCUCGAGAAACAAAAAAAAUUAAAUGAUGUGGAUGUCACAGUAAUAAUGAAAUUGCAUCAGUUGCAAUAUUUUGAAAAAUCCGAGAUUCCAUUCAAAUUGCAUGAUUGCAUUGUAUUCGAUAAAAAUAGAUUGUCUAGAUUAUAUGCGAGAAUACAAGAAUUGCAAGAGGAAACACUUGAAUUACAUGCCAAACACAAACGCGCUCGAAUGCACCUCCAGAGAAUAAAGCUCGAUUGUAAUCAUAUGCGGAUUAAUAAUAACAAUUUAAAAAAUGAAAUAAAAUUAAAAAUAAUAAAUAAAUUUGGUCAAAAUAUAUCAUUAAAUAAAUUAUACGAAACAAUACUUCGUCGGAUGAUGUAUGAUAUUAAAGCCAACUUAAAUGAGAUAACAAUGUAUUUUACUAAACGAAUCAAACAUGUCAAAGAAAGUUAUGCAGAAGAAUUAGUUAUACUUAAUAGGCUGAUUCAAGAACAUACACAAAAGUUAAGCUUUCUGACAAUUUUAGUGGAAGAACAAUCCAAGCUUCACAAACUAUCAAAGCAACACAUCAUGUCAGAUGAGGAAAUGCUGCAAUUAGAAGUAAAAUAUAAAAGUGAUAUAAUCAAGUUGGAGAGAAUUCUUGAAAAUCAAACAAAGCAGAAAUAUCUAUUUCAAAAUGAUAUUAAAAAUCUUAAAUUAAAAAUAAAAUCACAACAUUCAAUCCAGUUGAAGGAAAUAAUGCCCAGAAAUAAAGAUAUCGAAUAUCAGAACGGGAAAAAUUUUAAUUGCAAUUGACAAAAUAAAACAUUUAACAAAAUGUUAAA